Molecule: messenger RNA, 690 nt
Organism: Nerophis lumbriciformis (worm pipefish)
Lineage: Eukaryota; Metazoa; Chordata; Actinopteri; Syngnathiformes; Syngnathidae
Source: RefSeq, a predicted model, not a curated record
AUGGAUCUGACAGAGCAGAUCAACCAGUUGGAGGCAGAUUUACUGGAGCUGGGUUCUCUGGUGGAAAAGGCCGAAAGGACAAGAGUGCAGGAAGUCCUCAAACAAGAGCAGAAGAAGGUUGAGAAAGAGAUCGCCGUCAAACGUCAGCAGAAAGAGCAACAAGCCCGAAGACAGGCUGAUCCAGUGGCGUCCUCCAAGGCAGCGUACACUGUGAAGAUUACCAACUAUGCAUGGGACCAAUCGGAGAAAUUUGUGAAAAUCUACCUCACAUUGAAAAAUGUGCACAACAUUCCAUCUGAGAAAGUGGAAGUCAAUUUUACGGAAAGGUCAUUUUCUGUGCUGGUAAAGGAGCUCGAUGGGAAGAAUCACCAAAUGACUGUUCUCAAUCUGUUGUAUCCAAUUGAUGAGCAGAACAGCAGCACCAAGAUAAAAACAGACAUGGUUUUGAUCAUGUGCAAGAAGAAGGCGACCAAGAAGUGGGAGUACCUCACCACGGUGGAAAAACAGGCAAAGGAUAAGGAUAAGCCCACCCCAGCUGAUGACAACGCAGACCCCAGUGAGGGUCUCAUGAGCAUGUUGAAGAAAAUCUACUCAGAGGGCGAUGAUGAGAUGAAGAGAACCAUCAAUAAAGCUUGGUCGGAAUCGCAGGAGAAGAAAUUAAGAGGAGAUGAAGGUCAAAUGGAUUUUUGA